UUUGAUUGAGGUGGGAGGGAGGGAGAUUGUUCCACAAGAGCACCAUAUGUGCUGUGCAUCUUGAAUUCCCUGUAUGAGAUUGACUCCCAUGCACAACAGUGUUCAAGAACUAUGGAAAGUAAUGCAUUGAUUUGUGAUAUCUGCACUCAUUCAAAUGGAAAAGAGGCAUCUUCCUAGUAAUAAAACAGUCUUUUAUGAACAGAGAAACUGUGAAUCUGAAGCUUUCCUGUUCAGUAUAAUGUGCACUGCAUUCAGUGUUAUUUACUGAAUCUUAGUGGCUUUUCUUUGCUCAGCCACACGGUGGUAGUACAGGCAAAGACAUGAACUGGAAUUCAGAAUUUUGUGAAGGAACUCACAGGAAGCCAUGAGCAAAAAGGUGGCUGGAACGAAGGACGGGUGACUUUCAUACGCAAUAAAGAGAUAACAUAAAGCACAGCAAAGCCAUCAACACGGCAGCAUCAAAUUCAUUUCUGCAGCAGCAGAGAUUAUCAUUGAAUGACUGUCAGAAACUUCAUCUUUUGGCCAGAGAUUCUUGAGCCAUGGGAGACAGCUACAGAAAGGAACAAGGUCUGUAUUUUUUGCUUUUCCUUUGUCUUCCUGGAGCACUGAGUAUUUCACUUCACUAUUCUGUGCCUGAAGAAAAGAAAAGGGGGUCUUUGGUGGCUAAUGUGCUGGAGGAUUUGAAACUGGGAACAGGGGAGCUCUCUGCUCGCAGAGCCCAGCUGGUUUCUAAGAACACUAAGCAUUAUUUUCAACUUGAUACCAAGACUGGGAAUUUGUUGAUAAAUGAUAAAAUAGACCGAGAAACAUUAUGUGGCCAGACUGAUCCUUGCUUAUUACAGUCUGAAAUUGUGUUGCAAAAUCCCUUAAAAAUCUACAGUAUUGAAAUCAAGAUAGAAGAUGUGAAUGAUAAUGUCCCCAAAUUCUCUAAAAAGGCAUUUGAUCUGGAAAUUCCUGAAAAUGUCUCUCCAAAUACACAUUUCCCUUUGGAAUCUGCCCAAGAUGAGGACCUGGGGAUAAAUAACAUCCAAAACUACACUCUCAGUCCCAAUGAACAUUUCCGGCUGGAUGUUAAAAGUGAAGAAGAUGGAAACAAGUAUGUGGAUCUUGUCCUGGAGAAGCCACUGGACAGGGAGAAGGACUCACACUUUGGUCUGACUCUCACAGCUGUGGAUGGAGGGGAACCACAAAGAACAGGCACAGUUAAAAUAAAUAUUGAUGUUCUUGACAUCAAUGACAAUUCCCCAGAGUUUACUCAUUCAGAAUAUAAAGUAAGGUUAAAGGAAAACAGCCCACAGGGUGCUCUGGUCUUCAAAGUGGGAGCUACAGAUUUGGAUUUUGGCUCAAAUGCACAGAUCACCUACUCAUUCCACCGGGUACCAGAAAAAAUAUAUGAUCUGUUUCACCUAAAUGAAAUCACGGGGGAAAUCACCCUUUCUGGUCAGCUUGAUUAUGAAAAAGAAACCAGCUAUGGCAUGAGCAUCAGAGCAACAGAUGGAGGGGGUCUUUCAGGUCAUUGCAAGGUCCUGGUAGACGUUGAAGACGUGAAUGAUAAUGUCCCUGAAGUGUCCGUCAUAUCCAUCAAUAGUCCUCUGGCAGAGGAUUCUCCCCUGGAGACACUUGUGGCUCUCUUCACUGUCACAGAUCGAGACUCCGGAGACAAUGGCAGAACCAUGUGCUCUGUGGAGGCAAAGCUUCCUUUUAUGUUAAAACUCACUAUGAAUAACUAUUACCAGCUUGUGGUCCAAAGUCCCUUGGACAGAGAGAAGGUCUCAGAGUAUAAUAUCACCAUCACAGCUGUAGACAAUGGCUCCCCCAGGCUCACUUCAACAAGAAUUAUUAACAUUCAGAUCUCAGAUGUCAAUGACAACCCUCCAGUAUUUGAAAAGUCUUCAUGUGAAAUGCAGAUACGGGAAAACAAUAUUCCAGGACUGCUCAUUGGCUCAGUCCGUGCUGCAGAUCUGGACACUGAGAAGAAUGCCAAGGUCACCUACUCCCUUUUGCCUGGGAAGGUCACUGAUGGCCUUGUGGCCUCUUACAUCUCGGUCAACUCUGAAAGCGGAAAUCUGUAUGCCCUCCGAUCUCUGGAUUAUGAACAGAUCAAAGAUUUCAAAGUGACGGUGAGGGCUACAGAUGGAGGGUCUCCUCCCCUGAGCUCAGAAGUUAGUGUUCGAGUCGUAAUCCUAGACGAAAACGACAACGCUCCCUUCUUCCUCUACCCUCUUCAGAACAGCACAUCCCCCUGCAAUGAGCUGGUCCCCAAGUCGGUGGAGGCCGGCUACCUGGUCACCAAGGUGGUGGCUGUGGAUGGAGAUUCUGGCCAGAACUCGUGGCUUUCCUAUGAGCUGCUGAAGGCCACAGACCCUGGUCUUUUCAGCAUAGGAGCCCAGAAUGGGGAAGUGAGAACCAGGAGAGCCCUGACCGAGCGAGACACCAGCAAGCAGAGGCUCCUGAUAGUGGUCAGGGACAACGGGCUCCCUCCCCAGAGCAGCACUGCCAUGCUCCAUGUCCUUCCCGUGGGUGGCUUUUCGGAUCCUUAUAUGAAGGCUGUGGAGGUCAGUAAAGAGGAGCACGAAGAAGAUGGGACCUUGACCUUGUAUCUGGUGAUCUGCCUGGCUGCAGUCUCCUUUGUGUUCCUCGUUUGCAUUGUUUCCUUUGCUGCCAUCAAGAUCUGCAGGAGGGAUUCCAGGGAAAGUUUUAUCGCUGCCCCUCCUCACUUCCCACCUGCCAGACCCGACAUCCCAGAGAACUGUGGCGAUUCUCAGAGCGGGUCUCUUUCCAGGAGUUACCACUACGAUGUUUGCUUAACCGGUGGGUCCUUGAGCAGCGAGUUCAGGUUCCUCAGGCCCCUCAUUCCUGUUUUUUCUGUGGGGGACCCAAACCUCAAUGUGAACCAGACCACUCCUUCUGCUUUCCAAGAUAUUCCUGACCAGGCGGGGAAAGAAGAAUCAGAGGAAAAGGUGAAAUAAUUUCCAAAUACACCAGUUAGUCACUUUGACAUUGAUAAUUCUUU
This is a messenger RNA of Podarcis muralis (Common wall lizard), 3013 nucleotides long. Its product is annotated as protocadherin beta-16-like. Gene Ontology annotation, biological process: homophilic cell-cell adhesion. Gene Ontology annotation, molecular function: calcium ion binding. Lineage: Eukaryota; Metazoa; Chordata; Lepidosauria; Squamata; Lacertidae. The record is from RefSeq and is a predicted model, not a curated record. Gene Ontology annotation, cellular component: plasma membrane.